UAUCAAAUAGAAAGAAAAUUUUAUAAAUCUCUGCUUGUACUCCCUGUGUCCACACACGAUCAAAAUAAGGAAAGAAUUGUGUAAAUUAAAAAAUAUAAUUAAAAAGAAUCAACAUGGAAAUGCCAUUAAAUUCUGUACGUAUAUUGAAAAAUGAAGCACAAGAGGAAAAGGGUGAAAUCGCUCGGCUGUCUUCUUUUAUCGGUGCGAUUGCCAUUGGAGAUUUAGUCAAAAGCACUUUGGGUCCAAAAGGUAUGGAUAAAAUAUUGGUUUCGAUUGGAAGAAAUGCUGGUAAUGUGGAAGUUACAAAUGAUGGUGCAACUAUUUUGAAGUCUGUGGGUGUGGAUAAUCCAGCUGCUAAGAUUCUUGUUGAUAUGUCACGCGUUCAGGAUGAAGAGGUAGGUGAUGGGACUACUUCAGUUACAGUAUUAGCUUCUGAACUGCUACGUGAAGCAGAAAAAUUAAUAGAACAAAAAAUUCAUCCGCAAACUAUUAUCAGUGGUUGGCGCAUGGCUACUGCAAUUGCAAGUCAAGAGUUGCAAAAGAACUCUGAAGAUAUAUCAACCGAUCCCGAAAAAUUUAAGGAAACAUUAAUGAACAUUGCCAAAACAACAUUAAGCUCAAAAAUUUUACAUCAACAUAAAGAUUUCUUUGCAAAACUAGCGGUAGAUGCAAUUUUACGUUUAAAAGGAUCUGGAAAACUGAACGCUAUUCAAAUUAUUAAAAAAACUGGUGGUGUUUUGGAGGAUUCUUUCUUAGAUGAGGGGUUUUUAUUAGACAAAAAACCCGGAGUUCAUCAACCUAAACGUGUUGAAAAAGCUAAAAUAUUAGUUGCUAAUACUCCAAUGGAUACUGAUAAAAUAAAAGUUUUUGGUAGUAGCAUAAAAGUAGAUUCUUUGUCCAAAAUAGCUGCCUUAGAAAUAGCUGAAAAAGAAAAGAUGAAGGAUAAAGUUCAAAAAAUUUUGAACCACAAAUGUAAUGUUUUUAUUAAUCGUCAAUUGAUUUAUAAUUACCCCGAGCAGUUGUUUGCUGAUGCAGGCAUAAUGGCAAUCGAACAUGCUGAUUUUGAUGGAAUUGAAAGAUUAGCUCUAGUUACUGGAGCUGAAAUUGUAUCAACUUUUGAUAAUCCUUCUCUUGUUCGAUUAGGAGAAUGUGAUCUGAUUGAACAGGUAAUGAUAGGAGAGGACACAUUAUUGCGCUUUAGCGGUGUAAAAUUAGGAGAAGCUUGCACGAUAGUUAUUCGUGGAGCAACUCAACAAAUUAUCGAUGAAGCAGAUCGCUCGCUGCAUGAUGCUUUGUGUGUUUUAGCUACUACUGUUGAAAAAACAGCUGCAGUAUACGGUGGUGGAUGCUGUGAAACUUUAAUGGCCAAUGCCGUACUCAAGAAGGCCGCCAAAACAGCAGGAAAAGAAUCAAUUGCUAUGGAAGCUUUUGCAAGAGCACUUCUGCAACUUCCGACAGCAAUUGCUGACAACGCUGGAUACGAUUCAGCUCAACUUGUAUCAGAACUGAGAGCGGCGCAUACACAAGGAAAACAUUCAUAUGGAUUGGACAUGAUUAAUGGAAAAGUUGCUUGCAUGGCAGAGCUAGGCAUAAGCGAAUCAUUCACCGUGAAAAAUCGAGUUUUAAUAUCAGCAGCUGAAGCGGCUGAAAUGAUUGUAAGAGUCGAUGAUAUAAUUAGAUGUGCACCCCGAAGAAGAGAACCAGACCGCAGACAUUGCUAAUUUUCCAUAUUUAAUACUUUACAUCUCAUUUUAUAUUCAUUUGCUUAUAAUCACGCUAAAUAAUGUAUUUUCCAAAAUUUGUGUUGAAACUAAUUGUUUUGUAUUAAAAUAGUCUAAACUUUCAGUAAAACUACCACAUUUCAUCCUCACAAAAUAUGUUAUUGGGAGGAAUUUAAUCCCUAGAAAUAAUAAUAAACAUUUUUUGUGAACUCACUUGAAUUCAAAUUUAAUAAACAUAAGGAAAUUUGUCAUAAUGCA
This is a messenger RNA of Condylostylus longicornis, 1979 nucleotides long. It is a transcript of the gene CCT2, whose product is annotated as T-complex protein 1 subunit beta. The transcript is spliced from 3 exons. Gene Ontology annotation, biological process: protein folding. The coding region runs from base 114 to 1721 and encodes 535 amino acids. The record is from RefSeq and is a predicted model, not a curated record. Gene Ontology annotation, cellular component: chaperonin-containing T-complex; cytosol. Lineage: Eukaryota; Metazoa; Arthropoda; Insecta; Diptera; Dolichopodidae. Gene Ontology annotation, molecular function: ATP binding; ATP hydrolysis activity; ATP-dependent protein folding chaperone.